AUGGGAGUUUAAUGUUCUUAAACCUAAAAUUCUAUGGUAAUAUUUUAAUCUCUACAUUCAUUUGAUGAAAAAGAAUAGCAAAAUCAUCAUCAAGCUAGUUAAACUUUAAAAUAUAGUUUUCCCCAAAAAUAAAUUUUAGAAAUGAAUAAAACAAAAUUAUAAUUGCAAUAAGAACAGAAUCAUCCUUAGUAACCUGAAGAUCCAGGUAGUCCUAUGUAGGCAUUAUCAGAAUAAUCUUUUGAAAUCUGUGAAUUAACUUAAUUUAAUAAUUCAUGUCCUACAACAAUAAGAAUCAGUAGGCAAUAUCCAAAUGAAUUUACAAUAUAACCCAAUAAGACAUUAAGUAUUAAAAAAAUAAACUUUUCACCUUCAAAAUAAAAUAAACCAUAUAAUUAAAAAUAAAAAGGGAUAAUAAAAAAAAGUAGAUAUAGUGAUUCACAAUCCCCAAACUCAUCAUAGACAAUAAAAUCAGUUAGAUUUUUAAUAACAGAAUAAGUAAGACCUGAAAGAAAGUUAAUAAGAAGCAAAAGCUUAUCAAGAAGAUAGUCUAGCAAACGAUUAAAUUAGUCAACUAUUUAUAGUAAUCGUGAUUAAUCAUUUUAUUACAAAAUUGAAUUGUGACAACUUUGAAUAUAUAUUAUUUUAUCAAAAUUAAAACUUAUGCUUGAUUAAACUCUUAAGUACUUUUCUUAAUUGAUUAAUAUUAGUCUUAUUUUUAAAGAUGAACAUAAUGGAUGCUUAGUUAAAUUAUAUCAUUUUAAAACAAUUUCACAUGCUAUAGUACCUAAUAAAUUUAACUACAUAAAAUAAUAUUUUCAUAAGCACUCUCCCAUUUUAGUAUCUGCAAGAGAAGAAGAAAAUGAAUUUAGUUGCAAUAAUGAUCUAGAAGAAAUGACUGGAAGAACUAGAUCAAAAACUUAAGGUACUAAAAACACUUUGAAGCCAAAUAAACAUUACGAUUUGACUGAACAACUUGAUUUAGCUAUAAAGCCAAAAGGAUUAUUAAAAAAUCGUUGUAAUAAGGAAACGUAGAGUUAGAAAAGAGUCUCGUUUUCCAUUCCAUCUCGUUGUACUUUAGAAUAUAGAUAAAUUGUUUAGACAGCUAUCAAUAAAUAUUAAGUGAAGUAGAAGCAAUGA
Molecule: messenger RNA, 1137 nt
Organism: Paramecium pentaurelia
Lineage: Eukaryota; Ciliophora; Oligohymenophorea; Peniculida; Parameciidae
Source: the annotation of a GenBank genome assembly